Molecule: messenger RNA, 795 nt
Organism: Cannabis sativa
Lineage: Eukaryota; Viridiplantae; Streptophyta; Magnoliopsida; Rosales; Cannabaceae
Exons: 1
Coding region: 1-795 (264 amino acids)
Source: RefSeq, a predicted model, not a curated record
AUGACAGAAGCUACUGAUGGCUCUCUUUACUUGGGACUACCUAACAUUAUAGGUAGAAAGAAGACUGUGAUACUCGGCUUCCUCAAAAACAAGAUCAUAAAUCAGCUCAAUAGUUGGAAUGGCAAGUUUUUAUCUCGUGCAGGCAAGGAAGUUCUCCUUAAAUCUGUUAUUCAAUCGCUUCCAACUUACGCUAUGAGCGUCUUCCUUCUUCCCUUGGAAACCUGUCAAGAAAUUGAGAAGAUUAUGGCUAACUUUUGGUGGAAAACUUCAAGUGCUAAAGGUCAAGGAAUCAUUUGGAUGUCUUGGGAUCGCAUGGCAACUCCCAAACAUUCAGGUGGUAUGGGUUUUCGUCAUUUACAUGACUUUAAUCUUGCAAUGUUGGCCAAACAAGGGUGGCAGUUUCUUGUCUCCCCAACAUCUCUUGCCAGCUGUGUGUUCCAAGCCAAGUAUUAUCCCAACUCUGAUUUCCUUACUGCAAAGCUUGGUAAUAACCCAAGUUUCGUUUGGUGUAGCAUCUGGAGUGCACAAAGCUUGGUUAAAUUGGGCUGUCAACGAACCAUUGGUAAUGGGAUGUCAACAAGUGUCUUGAAGCAUACUUGGCUUCCCGAUCCCGUCAAUUCUUUUGUGACUUCCAAUGCUCUCAGCCUUGACAAUAAAAUGGUCAACUCUCUCAUGGAUAUUCAUGAGACAUCUUGGGAUAUCUCUCUUGUUCAUGAUAUGUUUAACCCUCGAGAUGCUCAUUUGAUUCUUGGAAUCUCGCUGAGUUCUAUACCAAACGAAGACUGCUGGUCCUAG